AUGGCAUCCAAGGAUCAGGUUGCUGCGCCGUUGGGCUUCCUCGCUGUCGAGGUAGACAUUGCUAGGCCGCCCGGUGACCCCUACAACGAACAUACAUGGAGCUUCCCGUUGAUCCGCGAGACGGUCCGUAACACGGCUGUUUCUUCACUUGUCACGGAUGUACCAUACGAAGACUCAUUUCUUGACGGGUUUGUCGCUGCUGGUCUCAAGCUUGCUGAACGCGGCGCUGUCGGCAUCAUGACUAGCUGUGGGUUUUUGGCGCUGGCGCAAAAGAGGUAUGUCAACACAAAGCUGGAUCCCUCCUUCACCCCUCAAGCAUCGCAAGCUCACGCAGCUGCAGGCUUUCGAAUACCUAGCCUCUGCUCCAUGCUUCCGCCCGCAGCCUCUGUAGGAAUCAUGACUUAUGAUGCCACCCGUCUUAACGAUAAGCAUCUCAGGGAGCUCGAUAUUGACAUAACGAGGAUCAAGAUAUCGGGAGCUCCGGCAGAGGGUCACUUGCAAGCGUUCGUCACCCAAACCGAGCCCUUGGACGCGAGGAGACUGGAGAGUGAAAUUAUCCAACAGGCAAGGAUGCUGGUUGCCAAUCACCCUGAUGUGGCUUGCAUUGUACUGGAAUGCACAAACAUGGGACCCCACGGCGAGGCCGUGCAAAAGGCAACGGGACUUCCCGUCUAUGAUGUGUACACUCUCGGAGAAUGGUUCUACGCAGGACUUAGACGGCGAAACCCCCGCACAUGGUCCGAGAAGACCCAAGCCCAGCUUUGA
Molecule: messenger RNA, 765 nt
Organism: Clonostachys rhizophaga
Lineage: Eukaryota; Fungi; Ascomycota; Sordariomycetes; Hypocreales; Bionectriaceae
Source: the annotation of a GenBank genome assembly